Acanthisitta chloris (rifleman) is the source of this 761-nucleotide messenger RNA. It is a transcript of the gene NDUFV2, whose product is annotated as NADH dehydrogenase (ubiquinone) flavoprotein 2, 24kDa. The annotation marks the transcript as partial. The transcript is spliced from 7 exons. NCBI's taxonomy places the organism in Eukaryota, Metazoa, Chordata, Aves, Passeriformes, Acanthisittidae. The record is from RefSeq and is a predicted model, not a curated record. Gene Ontology annotation, biological process: mitochondrial electron transport, NADH to ubiquinone. Gene Ontology annotation, molecular function: NADH dehydrogenase activity.
GCAGGACAGAUCCAAGCCUUGCACAGAACGGCAGUGCGCAAUGCCAGUGGAGGGGCCUUGUUUGUGCACAGAGACAGUCCUGAAAAUAAUCCAGAUACUCCAUUUGAAUUCACACCUGAAAACAAAAAGCGAAUAGAAGCAAUCAUAAACAACUACCCAGAGGGACACAAGUCUGCAGCUGUCAUGGCAGUACUGGAUUUGGCCCAAAGACAGCAUGGAUGGUUGCCCAUAUCGGCUAUGAACAAGGUUGCUGAAGUUCUAGAUAUGCCUCCCAUGAGAGUGUACGAAGUAGCGACCUUCUACACGAUGUACAACCGCAAACCUGUUGGGAAGUACCACAUUCAGGUCUGCACCACCACGCCGUGCAUGCUGCGAGACUCCGACAGUAUCUUGGAAGCCAUUAAGAAGAAACUUGGUAUAAAAGUUGGGGAAACAACACCCGAUAAGCUCUUCACGCUGAUCGAAGUGGAAUGUUUAGGUGCUUGUGUAAACGCACCGAUGGUACAAAUAAAUGACAACUACUACGAAGACUUGACACCAAAAGAUAUUGAAGACAUAAUUGAUGAGCUAAAGGCUGGCAAAGUUCCCAAACCAGGCCCAAGGAGUGGACGUUUCUCUUGUGAGCCAGCCGGUGGCCUUACUUCUCUGACUGAACCUCCCAAAGGACCAGGCUUUGGAGUUCGACCUGACCUCUAAGGAUUUUUGUAAUAUAAGAUGAACUGUCUGAAAAUAAUAAAGUACCUUCAAUCUCAGUAAAAUUA